Molecule: messenger RNA, 1957 nt
Organism: Paramisgurnus dabryanus
Lineage: Eukaryota; Metazoa; Chordata; Actinopteri; Cypriniformes; Cobitidae
Gene: plekhb2
Product: pleckstrin homology domain containing, family B (evectins) member 2
Biological process (GO): regulation of cell differentiation
Cellular component (GO): membrane
Source: RefSeq, a predicted model, not a curated record
UUACACACAGAAAUAGGGUUUUUGGACGCGGACGUGUGUUGCUUUGGUUUGUUGUCGUAUUUUUCCAACAGUCGCAGCAGUCGAGCUCGUGCUAACUGAAAAACUGACAGUCGGCGGGUUGUUUUUGGAGGAUGGCGUUUGUGAAAAGCGGGUGGCUUCACAGACAGAGCACCAUCUUGCGUCGCUGGAAGAGGAACUGGUUUGACCUCUGGUCAGAUGGACGUCUGGUCUUCUACGAUGACCAACAGCGACGGGACAUGGAGGAUCAGAUUCACAUGAAGGUGGAUUGCAUCAACAUCCGCAGCGCCAAUGCGUGUAAAGAGCUCACGCCACCUGACGGCAAAAGCAAAGAUUCCCUUCUGCAGAUCGUGUGCCGGGACGGUCGUGUCAUAAGCAUCUGCGCAGACAGUGCAGACGAUGCUUUGGCAUGGACCAUAGCUCUACAGGACGCUAGAGUCAAUAUGGUUGUGGCACCCAAUCAGAUUGGUUUUGCUGAGGAAGCAUCAGCCCCUCCUCCCUAUUCUGAAUUAAAUCCGUCUCCGCAGGUUUACUACCCUGAUGGAUAUGGAGGGUAUGUGCCCCAUCCUCCACCUUAUGCUACACAGAUGGUGUACUCGGCAGAUGGACAGCAGUAUGCAGUCAACUACCCUUAUCAUUAUCAAGGUGGUUACACACCCAACCAUGUUGUAGUGCAGGAGCGUCGCCGGGAUGACGCAGGUGACGUUGCUCUGGGAAUGUUAGCCGGCGCUGCGACGGGAUUGGCCCUCGGCUCUCUGUUUUCUGUGUUCUGAUAUCUCUGUUUAAACUAAGCUUAACCCUUAAGUCCCCUUUGAUCAAGCAACCUGCAGCUGUUUAACUUUAGUCUUUACAUGUAACGUAUGCUGUAGGUCUAAUCAAUUUGUCUUCAUACCAAAGUUUUAUUGAUACUUUUGAUAAGGCAAAGGAGGACACUCCAAAUGUUGAGUCAUAAAGUACUAGUUAUAUUUAACAAUAACCUAUCUUAAAAUGGUACAGUCCCUGAAAACUGAUUAAAUUGAUGAUGGGCAAACCAGAUAUUUUUUUCUUUUUGAUCUGCCUUUAAGAAACGGUUCACUUAAAAUAGAUAUUGUGACAUUCUUCUAGAUUAAUACUUAAAAUGUUUUUUUAUUAAACAUUACCAUCAUGGUUAAGUUGGAAGGAAGGAUUGUAAUGCAUACUGAUUAUGUUAGUUGAUGAUUAUUAUAUGUGCCAGUUGGAGUUGGUCAUGUUAUUAUUCACGAAUGAAUUAAACUAAUCCUUCGACUUCCCUUUACCAUAUUUUCAUAUUUGUUGGUGGCCUUUGUUUAAUAUUUUGUUGUGCUCAUUUAUGCUUCAGUAUUUCUUUUGUGAUGUUAUAAAACGUCCUUUAUAAAAUUAUUUAUUUAUUUUGUUUGUCAUUUAAAUGCUAUGUUUCGUCUCGACUCCUGUUUACGCGUGGAUAUUUUGAGUUCAUCUAAAUCGUUUAGCUAUCUCAAAUGAAUUAGCACAAUUAUUCACAAUGUUUGUGACCGAACGCUUCAGGUGGGAAGUUACUAGAGAUGUAUUUUCUGGUAAUGUGGCAUUGAAUAUACUCUUGAAAUUAUUGUAGCAUUUGCACAAAAUUGUGUGAUUGAAUUUGUUCUUUGCUGUUGUGUAUACUUAUUUAUGUAACAAGUGUUGAAGCUUAAUCAUACUAUGUAAAAUUCAUACAUGAUGUUUCAGGUUAUGGAUUUCAGGUCAUUGUUUUGGCUUUUUAAGACCGAUGAUUCAGAAAAAUGAAGUCUUGCAUCCAAAAUCAUAUUUGAUUGAUUCUUUUUAUUGUGCUGUUUGUUUUUGCUCUUUUUUUGCUUUGCUUAGCCCUUUCAAAGUCUUUCAUUGCAACAUAUUAAUGUUAUGUUGUAAAAUGUAUACACGAUAUAUAUUAAAUAAUCAGUGUGUUAUUAAUAAACUAUUAAAUUAA